AUGCCUUCUUCCAAAGUACCAACAUACUAUCUGCCUCCACCACAUUCUCGACCUAUGACAUCUUCGACCACAACGUCAAUCUCUGCUAAAGCUUCAUCCUCAACUUCGAUUCUUCCCAAACGACCUACCAUCCCAAAUGUAUACUUGUUCAAAGACAUCUUAUCUGCUUUAGGUGAAUCAUCAAGUGAACCAGAGCAUGAACCUAAAUAUGUACACGAAGAUAAAGCGGAAGAUAUACCACAUAUAGCAAGGGAAACUUUAGCAGUCGAUAAUGAACUCCAUCGAUUGAAACGUUCAAUAUCCGAAAGGAAUUUAUCAAAUAACAGGAAUACACAACAUGAUAUCCAAUCUAUCGAAAAACUGUUACAUCAACAUAAAUUGGAAAAAAUGGAAUUCGAUAGGACAAAAAUUGAACUGUCAAAGGAAAAAGAUUUGAAUACACGAUUGAUGAGAGAUAUGGAAAAGAUGAAGAUGAAAUUUCAAGAUAGAUUAGAAGAAAGUCAAAAAGCGAAUAAAAAGGCAUUGAAAAUCUUAAUGGGAUUGCAGAGAGAUGAAUUCAUAUCUUGGUCUAAAGAGUUGAUACCCCAUCUACAACAGAUCGAUUCUGGUAUCAAGAUGAGAAUAAAGAACUGGGAAAAGACAGCUAGGAAAGGGGGAGAUAUGACAACAAGAGAGAAAAGGGAUAGUUCACCUGAUUCGGCGAUCAACGUCAUGGACAGGAAUAGGAAAAAGGAUGGAAGGAGAUCACCAGGAAAAUCGAUCGGAACCAGAAGUGUAAGGUUGGUGGUCGCCAGGGAUGCGGAGGCACAUUCUCAUGCUACAAAGUGUAAGUCCAGCAAGUCUGGGUCAAUCAAAAUCGUCAAGCUGAUUGACAACAUCGUCGUUAGAGCAAUCUUCAAACCGGAAUAA
Molecule: messenger RNA, 909 nt
Organism: Kwoniella shivajii
Lineage: Eukaryota; Fungi; Basidiomycota; Tremellomycetes; Tremellales; Cryptococcaceae
Exons: 1
Coding region: 1-909 (302 amino acids)
Source: RefSeq, a predicted model, not a curated record